This is a messenger RNA of Aspergillus versicolor CBS 583.65, 1068 nucleotides long. RefSeq lists its product as uncharacterized. Gene Ontology annotation, cellular component: nucleus. The transcript is spliced from 4 exons. NCBI's taxonomy places the organism in Eukaryota, Fungi, Ascomycota, Eurotiomycetes, Eurotiales, Aspergillaceae. The record is from RefSeq and is a predicted model, not a curated record. Gene Ontology annotation, molecular function: DNA-binding transcription factor activity, RNA polymerase II-specific; RNA polymerase II cis-regulatory region sequence-specific DNA binding. The coding region runs from base 1 to 1068 and encodes 355 amino acids. Gene Ontology annotation, biological process: mitotic cell cycle; positive regulation of transcription by RNA polymerase II.
AUGCCGGAAGGGAUGCCUUGCCUGAUGGUCCGCCGCCGUCGGAACUGGACACCGGAAGAAGACAUGAUCUUGAAGAGGGAAGUCAGAAGAGCACAAGGAACGGUUGACAACAUUAGCUGGCAUGAGAUCGCCGCAUUCCUUCCGGGGAGAACGAACAAAGAUUGCCGCAAGCGUUGGUACGGCACGGCGGCAAAAGUGAAGAAAGGGGCCUGGACACAGGCUGAAGAUGAGCGACUACGUAGAGCUAUUGAGAAACAUGGUACAAAGUGGUCGGUAGUUGCAGCUAUGGUCGCUACGAGGCUGCCAGAUCAGUGCUCGAAACGCUGGAGUCAGUCUAUCAAUCCGGAUAUCGACCACAGUCCGUGGACGCAGCAAGAGGAUGACCGUUUACUUGAGCAAGUCAACAAGCAUGGCCACUACUGGCAGCAGAUUGUUUCCCUGUACUUUCCCGGAAGAACCAGUCUGGCUGCAAAAAACAGAUACCAUAUACUGCAACGACGACUGAAGAGCCACCAGACCGGGGUUACAAGAGUCCGUGGGUUGAGCAAUACCUCAUGGCAGGAGAUACUCUGGUCUCAUUCUCCUGAGUUUGAUAGCAAAGACCAGGACAUCUCUUCAUCAUCGGCCACUCCGCCAGACUUCAACACACUCCCAACUGGCCACGAUAGUUCCCCCUUCGUAUUCGAUGAAAGCUGCCCCAGCUGGCUGACAGCUACUUCUCAACCAGUGCCUUACCCUACACCUGGUGGGCUAGAGGUCGAUUCAACAGGCUUUCCUUUCAACUUAGUCGACCAGGCAGAAGGGUGUGCGUCUUUCGAAACUGACAUCCCUCCAACCAUGGGCAUCGACGAUUUCGUAUCUCAAGCCUUUUGCCCGGAAUCUUCACCCAGCCAUGCGCCAUCCUUUCCUUCCGUCCUGCUCCCCGAUACGAGCCCAGACGAAGCCAAGCCCGACGCCCAUCAUCGCCGAGUCUGCAUCCAAGUAGUCUGUUCAAGUGACAAGGUCGGGGCGAUAUUUGAGGCGGUGACGAAAUUCGCCAUAUCGGCUGCGAUUAAGACGGAUGAUUAG